AUGGAGAAAGAGGGCUGUAUUGCAGGCGAGAUGACAGCGGCGAGCUCGGAAGAUCAGCCGCUGGAGCUGCUGCGGAUGGUGACGGAAAGAGAGCUGAUCCACCAUUUGGAAGAGCUCCCGGGGCCGAAGGAGCUCGUCGUGGAUCGCUCCUUGCUGCGUCCCCUCGACGGCUUCACCUCGAACACGGAGCUGAAGAAGCACGGCGUGCAGCGCGUCUUCACCCUCAAUCCGGACGCCUCGGUGCCUGCCUGGAUUGACGGCGUCGUCCAUCGCGUCUACCUCGUCCGUCCCAGUCGCCAAAAUGCGCGACUCAUCUGCGAACACGUCCGUGCGAUUCCAGGGAAAAGCUACGCGGCCAUCUGGUGCAACGCCAAGCUGUCACACUGCGACUUUGAGUUCGAGUCGAGCGGAAUCUAUGGGAAAGUGCAGUCGUUCGACCUGGCCAUGUGCUUGCUGCCAAUCGAAACGGACCUUUUCUCCCUGGAACAUCCAGAAUCGCCACACGGAGACAUUUUCUCGGUCGCCAACUCUUUUGUGGCCUUACAAGGCCUUUACGGCGUCAUUCCGACCGUCUACGGUCUGGGAAAAGCCACGAAGAAGAUGUGGAGCAUCGUUCACAAGCUUUGCGAGAACAACGAGCCGCGCGCACGGCCCGACCAACCCAUCAGCCAUCUUUUCGUUUUCGAUCGUUCCAUCGAUCCGGUGACGACGCUCCUCACAGCCGGCACCUACGAAGCGUUGGUUCACAACGUCUUCAACAUCGACUGCGGCAAGGUCGACUUUGCCGAGGUUUUCCGAGAGAAACAGCAGCCGGAGGAGGAAGCCAAGCCGAAGGCUCACGUCUACAAGCUCAACAACAACGACGGCGUAUACGCGUCAAUUCGGAACAAGUUCAUCACCGGAGUUUCGUCUUUCUUGAGCUCCAAGACGAAGGAGAUGCAGUCCGACGUGUCUAAGGCGACCGCCACGGAACAGGUUGGUAUUUCGCGGCAACUUAGAAAGUUCGAGAGGAAAAUGUCAGGUGGAAAUGUAUUUUUUUGACCAAAAAUAGGAGAUCCUCUAAUUUAUCUUGUAUCAGGCCCUCAUAUUUUCAAUUUGCAAUGUUUCUAUUUUUAUUUUUUUAAGAAAGAACGUCUCAAAAUCAAAGAAUCAUCAAAAUUCGAUCGAGUUGGCUAUUCAGAACUUCAGCUUAAGUUCUUGAAAAUUUAAAACUUUUAAGGUAUUGUAUUGAAGUGGACGCUUUAAUUAAUAAGAAAAAGAAAAUAUAAUCAAGGAUAUUUCUUUUUUUGUUUUCAAUGAACAUUUUAAUUUGACAUUCCAUCAAAACGAGCUUAGUCCCGAAAAACAUGAAUGCCGCAAACUGGAGUUGUUAAGGUCUCCGACAUGCGGGUUUUCGUGGAGAGUCAGCUGCGGAACCUGCGAGCGCAGCAUCGGCAGCUCGAGCUGCACAUAUCGGCUUGCGAAGUCAUACUCCGGAAAACGAAAGAGUCCGGCUGUCCCUCGCGGAAUCUGUUCGAACAACAGCUCUCCGUCGGCGACGUCAACCUCGGCGAUUUUGUCGCGUUCGUCAACGAGCGAAUGCUGCAGGAGGACCCGCCGUUCACGGUCCUCUCCUUGUUGUGCCUGGCGACGGUGCUGCUCAACGGCAUCCCCGACGCUCAGUACGAGUCUCUGCUCGGCCAUUUCUACAAGGUCUACGGCUUCGAGUACAUCAUGGCCGUGUACAAUUUGCGAGAGCAAGGCCUCCUUUACUCCAAGAACGUCGCCAAGCAGCGCAGGGAAAUCGCCAAGUGCUCUGUUUUGUUCCGCAACAUUUCCAAGCGACUCCGGCUGUUCCGAGGUUUGCAAUCUCUCUAAAUUUAGCACUCUCCCGGUAUAAAAUUUUCAAAAUUCUCCAUUUUUUAAUUUUUAAUUUCUUAAUUAUUCAAUGAACGACGUUCUCAAAAAUUUUUUUUCUAAUACGCAGAUUCAUUGCUCCCUGUAGAUUAGACUAGUUAUUUUUUUAUAACUUAUCAAAAAAACCAACUUUAAAGCUGCCUUUUGGUCUCUUUUUUUAGAGGGAAAGUUGACUUUUACGCCAGAAAUAUAAAUAUAAUCAUCCACUAUAAAAUCUAUAAAAAAAUUAAAAAUUGGCUCACUAUUGUUUUUGUGAAAUUAUCUUCUUAUAGAAAAUAAACAAAUUAAUUCAAAUUGAAACUCUUUCAAAGUAAUUAUUGAAACAAACGUUUCUAGAAAAUAUAAUCCCAUGCUUCUUAUUUUGGUUGCUUCUUUUUUUGAGUAAGGUUGAUGGUUCCAGAACCAAACGAUAGGGAGGUCGACCUCCGGAAUCCGAGCUCGAUGAGCUACGUCUUCGGCGGCACCUACACGCCGCUGUUCUGCCAAGUCGUCUCCAACACGAUGACGCAUGGAUGGAACACGGAACAGUACGAGCGAGGCUGCGAGCACGUCCUUGUCGAGCAGAACAGCUACGUGCCGCCUUGCACCAAGCCUGACAACCGCAUGAAGAAGGUUGCUCAUCAUUGCUCAUCUCACAACUCUUCUCUGCUCUUUGCAGGCCAUAAUGGUGUUCUUCCUGGGAGGCGUGACUUAUGCGGAAGUGGCUGCGCUCCGGCUUCUCGCCGUUCAGAACAACUUCCGGAUUCUGAUCGCCGCGACGCACAUCAUCCGAAGGGACGAGUACGUUAGAUGUCGUGCCGAGACCCUUGUCGACCGUGUCGAAUAG
Messenger RNA from Caenorhabditis auriculariae, 2722 nucleotides. NCBI's taxonomy places the organism in Eukaryota, Metazoa, Nematoda, Chromadorea, Rhabditida, Rhabditidae. The record is from the annotation of a GenBank genome assembly.